UCUAUGCAAAUGGAUGGAGAAAGUUCUAGUCAGAAGACUUAACUAUUUCCUUGAAAGUCGAGAGUUACUUACAACUUAUCAGUGUGGGUUUAGAAAAGGACGAUCAACAAUGGAUGCUGUAGUUAGAGUAAGUAAUGAAAUAGAGAAAACCUUUAAAAUGAAAGAGUUGAUGAAUAUUGUAUUCUUUGAUAUUGAAAAGGCUUAUGAUUCCAUGUGGCGGGAGGGUUUAUUGAUUAAGAUGAAUAGGAUGGGAAUUAGAGGUAGGUUCUAUAACUGGGUCCUUGAUUUCAUAUCGGACAGAAAAUUCAAAGUUAAAAUAGGAUCAGAGAUGUCAGAAGAAUACAAUAUAGCAAAUGCUAUACCACAGGGGAGUGUAAUUAGUCCAGUUUUGUUUAACAUAAUGAUGAUAUAUUCAUGAAUCUGGAUAGAAGGAUUGGGUCGGCCCUAUAUGCAGAUGAUGGAGUGAUUUGGGCCAGGGGACGAGAUUCUAUAAAUGUGACAAGGAAGCAAUAAAGAAGAUAGAACAAUGGUCAUAUGACUGGGGAUUUAAGCUAUCACCCAAUAAAACAUGUUACAUGACGAUUACCAGGAAAAAAGGCAUAAAAAAUCAGAACCUGAUGCUAUAUGGACAAAACAUGCUAAAAGUAGAUCAUUUUAAAUACCUUGGUAUGUGGCUAGAUCAGAAAGGCACAUGGAAGACCCAUGUGGAAAAGGUAGAAGAGAAAUGUAAGAGGAUAAUAAACUUAAUGAGAGCUGUUACAGGUAAGGAGUGGGGAGCAGAUAAACAGUCACUAAUAUAUAUAUAUAUAGAGCUUUGAUGAGAGCGAAGAAGGGAAGGUGGGGAUUGGAAUCUAUGUACCAAGAAUGAAUUAUAGCAUCAUUAAAAGAUUACCUGACCAGCUCUCGGUUUAUACAGCAGAAAUGAUGGCAAUUAUUAUAGGCUUGCAAUGGAUAGAGGAAAUAAAACCAGAUAGAGUGGUAUGUUGCGUGGACUCUCUGGCAGCAUUAUAUAGUAUUAAAAAUAUGGAAUCAAGUCGAGAGGAUUUAUUAUUAGAAAUACAUCAAAACUUAUUCCAACUACACAUGUUAAAAAUAGACAUAAGAUUUUGCUGGGUGCCUGCACAUGUAGGGGUGGAGGGGAAUGAGGUGGUAGAUAAAAUGGCUAAAAUGGGAACUAGAAGGAAUGAAAUUAUAGAUAUACCUGCUGGUAAAGGCAAUAAUCAAAAAACAAAUGAUGGAGAAAUGGCAAAAUAGGUGGGAUGAGGGUAGUAGCGGGAGAAAGUAUUAUAAAGUACAAAAAUCUAUCAGUGCACAAGGGGUGAAGAGAAAAAACAGAAAAGAGGAAAUAGUGUUAACUAGGAUGAGGCUCAAUCACACCGGGUUAAAUGACAAGAUGUUUUUGAUAGGGAAAUGUAAAUCAAAAGUAUGUAUGGAGUGCAAAAGUAUAGAGAACGUAGAACACAUAUUACUACACUGCAAGAGAUACAGGGAAGAACGUGUAACGUUAAGGAAAAGAAUUAAGAAGAUAGGAAGGGAAUGGAGCAUUGAGGGUAUCUUAGGAACAGGUGGGGAGGGGGUAAGAGAUAUACAGAAGGCAGUGAUAGAAUAUUUGAAGGACACAGGAUUAUAUAAUAGAAUAUAGAUAAGUAUUAGAAUAUUUUAUUAUAAGUAUUAUUAUUAGGAUUAUUAUUAGUAGUAGUAUAGGUAGUCUCCUCACUAUCUAAGUUAGCAUAAAGUAAGAUACUGUAUAUGGCCCAUGUUACAUACUCCGGUACAGUAGGUGGCGGUAUGCACCUUUUUAAGUCAUGGUCGCAACCCGCCAUUAAACUAAAAGAAGAAGAAGAAGCACGUCACUGCAGUGGGUGGGAUAAUUGACGAGAGGAGGAAGUGGCACGGAAAUGGCUGCAUUUCGGACUACCAGUAUAAUUUUUCUACUAGUAUACGAAAAAUUAUUGGACUCCAAAUACCCUUGGAAACUUGGAAACUGGAUUUUUUGUGCCAUAAAUAAUGCCAGGAGUGUCACCAUUGCAACAGAAGGUGAGCCUUCAGACUUAGUGAAAGUGUUACACCUCCUGGUACUCUCCUCCUCCUGGGGCAUGCAGAUCUGGCUCGUCUUCAUUGCAGGUUCUGCUUUGGUGUGGCAGGUGACUCGGCGCACCUCUGGUCAGGUAAACAGGGAUGAUAAAGACAUCACUGUUUAUUUCUAUCGUCUGCUGGGUAGCCACUUUAUCAGCCUGGCUAUUUAUGCUGGGUAUCAUCCAUGGGAGCUGUUGGAUGCACAUGCAACCGUGCAGUUGGUUCUAUAUUUUGUGGCGCUCAUCAUGGCGGGUGUAAACACCCAGUGCUUUGGCCCGGCCUCCGAGGCAUUGUUCCAGAUAUGUCGUCAUGACCAGGAUGACAUGAGCAGCCAGAAGGAAGGUUACACCAAACUCAAAAAGCACUACCCCAAGACAAGAGCCUUCAAGAAAUUCCGUUGCUACUUUGUCUUGUUCCGCUGCUGCAACCUGAUCGGACUCAUCUGCAACACAAUUAAUCUGAUCUACACGGCCUUGAAUCUAUCUACCAUUUAGACCAGGUGAGGGGUCUGGCUGCCUUUUGGUGUGGAUGGUUUAAGUCAAACAUCAUUUCUGUAACCAGUCUAUGGCUCUAACGCAUUGCAAGAAUAGAUUUGUUUAAAACAAAAAACAACAACAAUAAAUACAUUGUGGGCCAAUACUGUGAAAGUGGCUCAACCAACCCAGGCUUUGUGCAACAAAGUCAAAGUUCCCCAAACAAAUUUAAAUCGUACUGCAAUGGUGGUUAUCAGCUUACUUUGCAAAGUCCGGUUCUCGGCUUCGUGCUGAGUGCGCGUUCACAUAAAAGGGGGCUUUGACGUCAUGUUGUUCUGCUUCCCAGCCGGUGUAUUUUACACAAGAUGAGCAUUUAAUUAUUAUGGAGUGUUAGGAGGAGUUAAAAAAUAUUAUUACUGCCAAAAGCAACACUGUUGACAUACAUGAUAAAGCUGAGUGUGUAAAUGUGCAAGUUAAAACUGAUUAUUAUGGUAACUAUACUAAUCUUUCCAUUUAUCAGCGUUCAACAUUGCACAACUUUGACAUAUUAACACUUACCCAUUAAAAAAAAAAAAUUCAAGCAACAACUGUCUUUUUUACAUCUUUGAUAUGUCUAUAACUAUUUUACUGCUAAAUGAUGUAUCUCGUUGUGACCACAAGGUGGCAGUGUUGACGUUUUGCAGCGAGCUUUUGUGUUGUUUUCCGGUUGAUUGACGCCUCAGAGUGCUGAUUCCCCCAGCAAAUAUUGCAAUAUAGGAAGACUAACUGCUGUGACAUAUACGUCUGCAAACACUGGCUGAGUUAUAUUGCAUAUUAUUCCUGAAGCACGGCUCCAAAAGUGAGCAAAUGUAGUGUAUCGGCUGAAAAUCUAAAUCUCUUAUAGAGAAUUUCAUCAGAGAAUGCUAGCGAAUCAGUGUGAUUUCUAAGUAGCCACUCCCGUCGUUAACGUCGACAACGUUGAUACUGUCGCUUUAAAAGAGCGCUACCUUUGCUGAACAGGCAAGCCCAGGUUUCCAUUCAACACACCUCGCUAACCCACUAAACUCGUUUCGCAGAAUACCACCCCCCCCCCCCCCCUCCCCCCAGCAAAAUAUCCACACCUCUGGGCAAUAUCCAUGCAUGCCCAGCAGGGGGCGAUGGAUCGCUUACCUUUACACACAAAAUGCUCAAGCAGAUAAUUCAUUUUUUGUUUGAAAACGUCUAUUUAUUCCAUUGUAUUUCUAUAUAUUUUAAACCAUUUAAAUUGUGGUCACAAGUAAGUGCUCCACAGAUUUCCGCACAUUGUUUUAUUUUAUUUGCCCUGGCAAAAAAAAUCGUGUAAUUAGACAUUCAUGUUUAUGAUUAAUGUCUCUAUUUGGGUUACUAAGGAUUCCCUUCAUUUUCCAGUGACUUUUAUCAGUUGAUGCCUGUCACAUUUUGGUAGCAGCAAACUGCCAAACAGCGGAAAGAGCUUAUGUUUAAAUGACGUCAGCGCUAAUGGGUUAUAAUGGAGUCAAUUUAAUGGCUAAAGCAGAGCCUCCACGUCCAUUGAUUGUAUUUCCAUCGAAGUAACUUACAGUUACAAAUAAUUGUCAAAUGUGAUCUCGAUCUGUGAUCUUUAUUCAUGAUUUAUUUUGAGUGUUUUUGCUCUCCAACCAAUAAAAAAACAGCACUGUGUGCUCAUGGGAUUGGUUUUAUUUUGAUAUUAUGCAAUGCGCUAGAAAGAAGGACAAAUAAGCGUAUUGUGCCUUCCAGGAAAUGUGUCCAGGUGUCACGUAGCGUGUGUGUGUUGCCGUGUGGAAAUAAACACUGUUCAACCUAAGAACAAGUUUAUCAAGUAAUUGAAUCAUUAUAAGAGAAGGGAGUGAUGUAUUCAUAUCAGAUCUUCUGCACUGCAUGAGUGAC
This is a messenger RNA of Dunckerocampus dactyliophorus (ringed pipefish), 4433 nucleotides long. It is a transcript of the gene tmem205, whose product is annotated as transmembrane protein 205. The record is from RefSeq and is a predicted model, not a curated record. The transcript has 4 exons. NCBI's taxonomy places the organism in Eukaryota, Metazoa, Chordata, Actinopteri, Syngnathiformes, Syngnathidae. Bases 1899 to 2570 code for a protein of 223 amino acids.